UUCUCAGUUUGGCGGCACCGAACCCGCUAGUCUUCACUCUCCAACUCGCCAGAUUCUACUCUUCCCCUUGUCUUUCUCCUUGUAUACAAAAUUCCCCAGUCUCACCAGCGUGGAUUCAGCAGUUAGAUCAUCCUGUGAAAUCCCAUGCUUCAGUUUGAGCUUUUAAGAUUUUCAUGAUAUUAGAAUCAAACUAAAAUAUAUGGGAGACUUCGACAAUUCUCUCUCUUUGUCAAGUCUUUUGUGUCAUGAGAAUGAAAGUUGUUUUUUCAACGACAGUAUUAGUGAUCACAACCACAUCAAACAUGACCGAUCUUGUUUCGGUUUAGAAACUGAAGUUGAUGUUGAAUAUGUAGAGAAGUUGGUGGAGCGGGAGACCAUUACUUUUGGAUACAGAUGUCAUGCGUCUUUUGGCGAUUGCUUCAUCACUAGCCAUAAUUGGUUAAAAUUUGCUCGCUUAGAUGCCAUUGAAUGGAUUCUUAAUACAAGAGCAAUCUACGGUUUUCGAUUUCAUACGGCUUAUCUUUCUGUCACUUACUUCGACCGUUUUGUUUCAAAUAGACCUAUUGACGAAGGGAAAUUGUGGGCUAUCCGGUUAUUAUCGGUGGCAUGUUUGUCAUUAGCAGCGAAGAUGGAGGAGCGUAAAGUGCCACCCUUAUCAGAGUUUCCGGUGGAAGAUUACUGUUUUGGAAAUAAGGUUAUACAGAGAAUGGAAUUGUUGGUAUUGAAUACAUUGGAAUGGAGAAUGAAUUCAAUCACUCCUUUUGCUUAUCUGCAUUACUUCAUCCAUAAAACAUGCGGUGAAUCUACACCAAAAGAGACUGUUUCUAGAGCUGUGGAGCUUAUUGUGGCAAUGAUAAAAGAGAUCGAUUUGCUUUAUCAUCGCCCAUCUAUUAUCGCGGCAGCUGCAGUAUUAGCUGCAUCCAAUCGGAAAUUAACGAGAAAAGAGUUGGAGCUGAAAAUGGAUAUGAUUUCAUCAUGGGGUUCUCUGGAAAAUGAAAAUGUAUUUUCCUGUUACAUCGCAAUGCAGGAAAUAGACAUGGGAAAGGUUAAGACACCCAGACUAGUGUUUUAUCCUAAUUCAUCAUCAAUACAUUCUGGUUCAUUUGAUGUUCUUGAAAACUCUUCCCUCGUCUCUGGAGCUGGUAUUAAAAGAAGCCUCACAUUUAAUGAAUGUGAUCAAACUUGCCCAGCUAAGAAAAUCUGUCGGCCAUAGUGUUUGAUGCUUUCUUUAAAGGAUUGACUUGGGUUCAUUAAUGAGAUUUCUUUUUUGAAGAAGAGAAAAAAAACAUGGAUCAUUGCUCAUAGAUUGGUUCUUAUGUCUAAUGAGUGUUGGUGGCCAUUUUACGGUAUGUUUUGGACUUGAGGACUGGUGUUACAUUUUUCAACUGCCAACAAAAGAAUGAGCCAAGUGACAACAAGAAGCUUACAGAGAAAAGGUAAAUAAAAAGGUGUGUUAGCUUUAACCUACAGCAAGAAGUAAGCAGUUGACUGAAGUCCAAAAGCCAUUAAGGUGAAGAAAGGCCAGGAGACUCCCCGACGACCAUUGAAGACUGCUCGUCUAUAACAUUGUUUGGUUUCAAGAAUCCCACCAUUGCUUACCUUCCUUUUCAGUUAUUGUAUUUCUUUUCUUCCCGUUUUUCUUUCGUUUGUUGUGACAGUGGGUGCGAUGUGUACGUACAUCACUUGUAACCCCACCAAUGCUUGGGAUGCUUAGGUCUUUCAGAAGGCUGAAAGCCAUUAGGAAUGAAGAAAUGUUUUUGAUUGAUUUGAUAUACCUGAGUUGCAUCCGGACCUUUGAAAAGUGUACAAAGGCUAAUGUGUUUAGACUUGUUGGAAUGUUGGGGGUUUCCUUUUCUCUGUUAAAUGGCACUGUGUUUGGGUGUUUCGGGUCA
This is a messenger RNA of Populus euphratica (Euphrates poplar), 1892 nucleotides long. RefSeq names its product cyclin-D5-1-like. The coding region runs from base 200 to 1213 and encodes 337 amino acids. The transcript has 5 exons. NCBI's taxonomy places the organism in Eukaryota, Viridiplantae, Streptophyta, Magnoliopsida, Malpighiales, Salicaceae. The record is from RefSeq and is a predicted model, not a curated record.